GGAAUUGAUUCCUGAUAUUGUGAAUAAAGAUGUAAUGGAGUUUACUAUUAAAGGCACCAUUCCUUGCCUCUUCUCCAAAGAAAACUACAUGAAAAUACAGAAGAAAUAUAAAGACCUCCUCUCAGAAGAGAGAUCCAAGAAAAACACCAAGCCUAAGGUCAUUGGAUAUGAUAAUGAUGCUGACCUUCUAAUUGGAAAGCACUGAAGAAAUAUGAUCUUAACACAAUUUUGUGAUCAAUAUUCAUCACUUAGAGAUUACUUGGCUUCAUUGCACUGUGCAAGAGCAUUUAUAUUUGAUACCCAAUUGGGAGGGGAUGAUUUUAAGGAUGCUUAUGACCAGAAAAUUCAAAAAUUAAUCAAUCAGUUUGCUAAGCUAACUCAGACUCUGAAGACUCCCCUACCUGAAGCUAAAUAUCAAGAUUUUGAAGAUGGAAUAUCCAGUAUGGACGAAAUGGUCCCAAAAAUAGAUGAAAUUUUUUCAGAUUUCGGGCUGUUCUUGAUUAAAGAAAUCUCUGAAAAUAUUCGAUCUCAAAUAGAAUCUGCUUCUAAAAGAGCUAGAGCCUUAAUCCCUGAAAAUACUUUUGUGUCCUUGCUUCCCCAGUAUAAAGAUAAAUUUAUGGAAUAUGAAAGAAAUCUUUCGGAUGGCAAAGGUACUAAGACAUCUUUUGGGAAGAAUUCCACCUCAAAAAGUAAGAAGAGUCCUAAUCGGAAGAAUAUACACAGAGGAAUGAAGCAAGAUCCCUUCUCAAGUCAUCAUGUCAUAGCUGAAGAAGAAGUUUAUGAAGAUACGGAAGAAGAAAAGAAGAGUGGAUUUAUUGUGAGACCUAAGGCUAGGGGAAAUAGCUCCGGACUUCAUGACCAAUGGGACUACAAAAAUUUAACAACAGUUGUUCGGAAAGAUGAAGGACAUAUGAUAUAUUAUAGAAAUGACUCUACUCAGACACAGAAAGUUGCAGACAUCGAUUCUACUGUGGUGUUGAAGUCUAAUAUUGAGAGUAGAAUCAAACUUCUUUCAGAAAAGCAGAUACCGAAUCUUUAUGACCUUCAGAUUCAUGUGCAUGAUAGCGUUAUUAAGACUGAUAAAGAAGGGGAGUGUAUUUUAGCUAAAUUUUUGCAAAAUUCUUUCCCAGAUAAUGUAACCCGUUUAACUUUGUUUGCGUCGCUUUCAAAAACAGGAACUGAGAAAGUUGAUGAUAAACUGGUUGAUAUAAUCAAGAAGACUAUUUCAACAUGUGUAAAGGAUUAUGUUUACUUACCUGAUUGGAGUUUUACAAAAACUCAGAUAAAUUCAAUUUUGAAUGAAUGCACUUCAUUAAAAGUAAUUGAUAUCAGAAGGAACGAAGCUCCUUUUGAUGAGAAUUCAAAGAGAAAAGUCCAAGUUAAUUUUGAAGCUCCAUCCUUGUUUAAAAAUUUAAAGAGAUUAUACUUAGUUUCUAAUGAGUUAAAUGAAAAUGAGGUCAAGGCAAUAUCCCAAGGUAUCAUAAAUUCUCACCUCUUGAAGCAAAUGGAAGUUGUUAAUCUGAACCACAAUGCGACUCAUUACGAUUAUAAACUCGACUUUAAAGAUGCAGGAUAUGAGAAUAGCUUUUAUUAGAAUUUGCCAAGACUUUCAAUUA
This is a messenger RNA of Moneuplotes crassus, 1616 nucleotides long. The record is from the annotation of a GenBank genome assembly. NCBI's taxonomy places the organism in Eukaryota, Ciliophora, Spirotrichea, Euplotida, Euplotidae.